Molecule: messenger RNA, 702 nt
Organism: Phodopus roborovskii (desert hamster)
Lineage: Eukaryota; Metazoa; Chordata; Mammalia; Rodentia; Cricetidae
Gene: Cimip6
Product: chromosome unknown C2orf73 homolog
Exons: 5
Source: RefSeq, a predicted model, not a curated record
AUGGAAGGAGAAGAGAAGCCGCAACAGCAUGAAAUAGAAGAUGUUUGUAUAGCAUACAAAACUGAAAAGAAAGAAGAAAUCAAACAUGAGAAAAAUCCUGGAAAAAGCACACAACACUCAAAACCGAAUGUGGACAGAAGACGUGUAAAUUAUGCUAAAUUCAUUCACACAAAUGCAAGAACAUACAAUGAGCCAGUUCCCUACAUUGAUAAUAAAGGGCUGGCAAAGCAGGGAAAAUGGUGGUUACAUAGUGGAGCAGCAGAACCUGUCUCCCAACCAUCUUACGACACCAAGAGCACCCAGAGGAGUGAUUUUCAAAAGCCAGCUUGCCCGCUGGUUUUGCCAGUCAACUACAACAGGCUUCGAAAGCCUUCUUGUGGAAUAGUUCCACUUACCUGUCUGAGCGCAUCAGGAGAACAUGAAAACAAUUUUGUAGAAUACAUCUCCUUUAUACAUCAAUAUGAUGCCAGGAAAACUCCCAAUGAGCCUAUACCGGGAAAGAGACAUGGGACCUUUGUGCAAAGAGCAAUAAAGCCACUGACUAUGCCAGCAGUUCCUAAGGAACCAGAGGUAUUACCAAAUGCUCUAGGGCCACAUUCAUCAGAACAGCCCCAAAGAACAGAAAAGGGAAACUGGUCAAGAGACAGAAUUCCCUCACCAGGCAUGUGCUGACAAAGUUCCCAAGAACUGCUGGAGACUUAG